GACUAACGAAGAAACGGACAAAUCCAGGCCUGCGAGAACAACUCUGGAUAAAUGCUCGUGUACCCGUGCGUAUGUAUGGGUGGACGGACGCGGGGCUGAAGAGCGAAGAAUAUAAUACUGGCCCAUAGAUAGUUUCGUUCUCUCGGUCUGUGUCUUUCUCUCGGAAAGCGGCAGUUGAAAUCCUUCCGUUGGAACGACGUUUCCUCGUUUCCUGCCCAUACUGUAGAGUGGACAAGUCAAAAGCAAGAGGGAAAAAAAACCCAUACACACACACGCACAAGCAGCUGAUCCAUCUUUCCUUGGGAACGGAGCAAACGGGUCGACCGGAUUGAACGGACCAGUGGCCGCUGGACUCGCUCUCCUCCGCACCUGAUCUCUUUCCGCUUCACCCUCAAGUUCUUUUCCGUCUAUCCUGUUUGGAUUAUGAUCGGGGGGCUCAGUGUGCAUCCUGACAUCCACAUACGUACGCGUACUUGUGCAACUACGUACGUACACAUUCAGUGAUGAGAUGAUGUCCUAGUGGGCUGGUUUGGUUCUGGUCUUGUGGUACAGCCGAAGGAAAUGUUUUCAUGAGCACUGCCUCAGGGACACCCGGAGCAAGUUGAGGAAGCUGCCCAAUUGCGCUAGGUAGGAAGGAGUAGGUUCGUUCGAGUUGAGCCCAUUGGGUUACUAGUCGGAGUAGUUGUGUGGGGUGGAUGGAAUUCAGGCCUCUGAAUUGCCCAUGAAUGGAUUAGAGGAGUCGUCCUCCGUCGCCCGUUCUCCCGUUCAAGCGAAUGCUGCCGAGGAGUCUCACUCGGUCAUGAUCUGGCUGGCAGAUUUACUCAAGUGGAGUGCUGAAGAAAAGAGGUGCUCAACAUCUCACAAAGAAAGUCUUUUCUUGAGGCCAGAUAUUCAUAAAACCUCGGAAAAGAUGAUGAUGAUGAUGAUGAUGAUGAUGAUGUUGCUCCAACUCCUUGGUGGUGCAGUGCGUGUUUCCCUCGAGGAAUGUGACAUUCAGUGAACUAAAUCUACUAUAUGGACUUCUACAUGUACGUACAUCCCCCCUUCAUGCCUUGACUCACAACACGACGUAUGUAAGACUUCAAGGAAACGGUUUUUGAAGCCAAUCAUUGAGCAAACAUCUCAUUAGCAGAAGCGACUUUUGCUCCACAUGUUUUGAUUGCGACAUCAGCAGAGCAGCAGAAAGCAGAAGAAGCAUCCACUUCCGACCAAAUCAAGUGCAAAAAGAUUCUAAUAUAGAUCAGGAGUGUGCCUGUGCCUGUGAAUGAGUGUGAGUGCCUUUGUUUGACUGGAAAUACCCGAAACAUGGGGAAAUAAAUAAGCUUGUACCCGCCGUUUUGAGGCCAGCCCCAAGCCGCACAAGAUAAUAUCGUAUUUCGCGUGAAACAGUUGUGAAAAGCCUUUUGCCACGAGUGGGCAAGGGUGGCCUGAAGAACAAUCUAGAUUUCUUUAGAGCUUCCUCUAUCGAGGACAACAACUACACCAGUAACCCCGACCAUCACCAACCACUUCGUCUUCGGCUACUUUUGUGUCAGAGUCAUAAAAGUUCGACCGCGUCAAGUGUCCGUUUCAUCGAGAACAAGAGUACCACCAACUCCGUGGAUUUUAUACCCAUCCUUCGUGUGCCUUACAAAAGAAAUUGUAGAGUCUUCGCUUGUUCACUGCCAUCCUCUUUGGAGUCGGAAUUAUGAGAAUAAAGCCGAAGCCCUGAAGCCGCCUAAUCUAAAACGGAGAUAUGGCUGGGAUGAACACGAUUUAUGUGGAUGAAUCCGCGCCACAAGGAGAUCCCGAAUCGCAGUUUUUCCAUCGGAAAGUCAUCAUCAAGCGUUCCAAGGAUGUCAGACAAAAGUUCGAUAUCCUCAACGAGAUCGGAAGGGGCAAGUUCGGGAAGGUCAUGAAAUGUCGCAAGAAGGAAAACGGAGAGCAAUUUGCAGCCAAAUUCGUGCUAUGUUCCACACGAGAAGAACGUCGGAACGUGGAACGCGAAGUUGAAAUCAUGAACCUACUCAAGAGCUCUAAACUGUUGCAACUCUUUGAUGCUUAUGAAAUGGAUCGAACGGAAAUGUGCCUGGUCACCGAAUACAUUGGAGGCGGAGAGCUCUUUGACCGGGUGAUUGAAGACGAGUUUGUCUUGACGGAACGUGCGUGUGUCUGUUUCAUGAAGCAGAUUUUAGAAGGAGUGUCUUAUAUCCACCACCAAGAGAUCAUUCACCUAGAUUUGAAGCCUGAAAACAUCCUUUGUCUUACAAAGACUGGCAAUCGCAUCAAGAUCAUCGAUUUUGGUCUGGCCAGGAAGUUUGAGCCGCUGAAGAAGCUCCAAGUUCUAUUCGGGACACCGGAAUUCGUCGCACCAGAAGUCGUGGGGUUCGAGCCCAUUAGCUAUGCUACCGACAUGUGGGCCGUUGGAGUUAUCUGCUACGUCUUAUUGUCGGGAUUGUCACCUUUUAUGGGCGAUACCGACCUGGAAACCAUGGCCAAUGUCACGAUCGCUGAAUAUGAUUACGAAGACGAGGCCUUUGACGAGAUAUCAGAGGAUGCUCGAGACUUCAUGAACAGACUACUGGUCAAAGAGAAAGAAAAACGGUCUACGGCCAGUAACUGUCUCAAGCACAAAUGGAUCCAACAAUUAGAAAGUCCCAAUCUCGCCGUCAAGAGCGAGGCUCUGACAUCGGCCAAGACCAACUUAGCAACUCAUAAAGAACACUGGAGAGAGCAAGAUAAUCAUGACUACGUUUUCGACGAGCAAAAUCGAACAAUUACGGCACCAACUAUUUCGCCCACGAAAAUGCUGGAGAGCCCAUCAUUUCCCAACCCACCGUCAAGCUUGGACAUCCAAACGGAUUUGAGUGCAGCCAAUACGGCACUGUUGUCUCCGAACAUGGCGCGGUCUCCAUCGCCGGGGAUUUUCACUCUCGAGCAAGUUCAAAGAAAGGCCGUUGAAAUAUCGGAACGGAAGAAUUCCGCUCGACUUGACGGCACUGACAGUGAAUAUGACACCAUUGGAGAUGGCCGAAAGAUAUCCGUGUGUUCAACCCCACCACCAUCAGUGAGCGUCGAGCGCGAAAUAGUGACCCAGUUUGACGAACAACUUCCAAGUGACCCCAUCGUGUUGGUCGAGGACAUUUCAAUGUAUAUGACAGAUCCUGAUCAUGCCCAAUCCACGGCUUCUUCCGGCUUCCAGGACGAUAUGAGUUGUGUCAGUGGAGGAUUAGAACCACCCACAACCAAAGCAGACGAGAUCAUCCAUCCUUUCAAGCACUGUGAUAAGGCCAUCAUUUGCAUGGAUAUUGAUAAUCAGCCUCUAUGGCAAACUGCAGAAAGAACCAUCACACCAUUAUUUGAGAUGGUAGUCAGCAACAAUCCUAGUUCACCCCUUGUUAUGCCCGGAUCCGUCUCCAAAUCAAAUUCAGAGACAUCUGUUAAGAACAACUACAACAACAACCAGCACAACAACAACCACAACAACAACUUGCCGUUAUCGUCUAAAUUUAGCGCAAUCGCGAACAAAAACCACUCGUUUGAGACGCCAUCCUUGGACGUAGAAGAACCAGCUAAUUGGGCAAAAGAGGCCCCGAUUUCCGAGCAGGACGACGAAGUGAAGGAGAAGCUAGAAAAAGAAGUGGAACAAAAGGAGUCAGGAGAGCGGCAACUACAACAACAAAAAACAGAUCAACCGCCACAAGAGGAAGACCGUGAAAUCCCACAAUCAAUCCUUGAAAAAGAAGUACCCAAAACAACAAAUGGGCAGGUAGAGACUCAUUCAGAUUCUUCUGCGACAGUAGAGAAGGUUGAAGAGUCCAAUGAAGAUGAAAAGAUGGAAUCGGAAGGCUCGAUGAGCUCGGAAAAGAGCGGUGUGAAUUCGGAACCUCCUUCGAAGAUCGCUAAAGCCCCGCCGAAUCUGCUUCAGACCGAGUUUAGACCCAUCAAUUUCAAGCCUUGUCCUCCCUCUCGUAAGUCCCAUCCAAUCAGUAUCACCAACGCACAGACCAGUCCCAAGCCAUAUCGGAGGACCGUUCCCGCUAUUGGACCCACAGCUGCAGCCAUCCAAGCAGACGAGAAGCAAAUCUUGACCAUCGGUAAUAAUUUGUUCAAAGAUAUUGAAAACAUCGUGCAAUCCGUAAAACAAGAGCCCACCCAGUCAAGCGUAUCCAAGUCUCAAGUGAAUUUAUUUGAGAAGACUCCAUUAAGCUCCGAGCAAGCACGGACUGAGAAUAUCAAGCACACAUUGGAUGCUCUUUUAGCGGAAGUCGAUAAACAGAUUCGAUUUUCUUUCAACUCUGAUAAAGCCAACAAUAAGAAUCGUAAAGAGCAUCAAGAUAGGAUCACAGAUUCCAUCACACACGUCAGGGAUGAUCUUGUGGACGUGAAAAAUGAUAUUAACAGACUGAAGAGUGAUUUGUCAGAUACAAAACUGAAUUUGGAAAACGAUUCUAAGCCCUUGAUUGACCUCAUGAGUACGUUGGAAAACAUUGUGCCUCUCUCUUCGUCAACAAUCGCAAACAUGACAUCGCCAAGGGUGUCUCAAAACAACCCAACCCAAGACAUCCAUGACAUUGAGACGGCCAUGUCUCAGUUGGAAAAGACAAUACUUGAAUUUCCCAAUACCUCCACCUACGAAAGCAAUCAUCAGAGGAACCGCCGGUCUUCGAACAAGGGCAUCUUUUCGACGGCAAAGACGGGGUCGGUCAACGAGACCAAGUCAAAAUUCGAACGCAAGCCUUCAGAGCCUCCGAUGACGCCCAACCCCGGAGGUCGCAAUCGCCAAAGAAGUACCACCCCUUUUAACUCUGCUCGAAGUCCGAGCCCUCUGCAAAUUUCCAGUGUCCGCAGGCGGUCGCCCUCCCCGGUCAAGACAGGAGCCGUCAACCGAGUCAAGAGUAAGUUUGAGGUGCCCUCCUCGUCUUAUCAUCCAUCAAGCUUUGCGAGACAGCUCAGUGAGGGCCAUCAAACUCUACCAAAGACCUUCAAAUUGGGGGCCUCGAGUCGGGUUCCUGCGAAGGACCCCGUGGUCGUGGCUCGACAUCGCCAUUCGGAAUCUGGCGCAUCAGCCUUCAGCUCGUCGAAGACUAGAACUCGAAGUCCGCCCAAGUCACUCAGGCAUUCCUCAUUCACCUUUUCCUCACCUUUAUCGCCGUCCGCGUCGAGCAAAUCCAUUUCCUCAAUCCCUGUUCCGAAGUUUACACGCUUCGAGAACAAUACCCGCCCCAAUCAGUUUCGGACCACUUUCAACAACACUCAUUCAUCGAAGCCAACCGGAGGGCCAAGACGACAAAGCGGACCAGGGUCCCCGGGUGUUGAUAAACCCACGUUUUCUGGAGAGGGCCUCAAGGACCCUGGCUCAUACAUCCCGACAAGGAUCCCCGUGACUUUUACUUCGAAUCAUAUAGGAUCUAUGAAAUCUAAAAAUGGCAUGUCUUGCGGCUAUUCUGAUUUGUGAUUCCCGUUACUGAGAUACAUGCGUUUUGUGUUGUACCACUGAUUGUCUAAAUCUAAUCGAGAAACCAUUCAAUAAAACGUCUAAAUUCAAAUGGCGAAA
This is a messenger RNA of Tigriopus californicus, 5536 nucleotides long. RefSeq names its product inner centromere protein A-like. Gene Ontology annotation, molecular function: ATP binding; protein serine/threonine kinase activity. The transcript has 9 exons. The record is from RefSeq and is a predicted model, not a curated record. Gene Ontology annotation, cellular component: nucleus. The coding region runs from base 1736 to 5437 and encodes 1233 amino acids. Gene Ontology annotation, biological process: positive regulation of apoptotic process; protein phosphorylation; intracellular signal transduction. NCBI's taxonomy places the organism in Eukaryota, Metazoa, Arthropoda, Copepoda, Harpacticoida, Harpacticidae.